AUGAGGUAUUGCAUCGAUAACGGCCUCCAUCGACAGGCCACCAACCUCCCUCCAAGCCUCGACGAGAGGCGAAAGCGCAUCUUCUGGACGGCAUACAUGUUGGAGAGAUCAGUCGCCCGGGCCAUGGGCCGACCUCACUCUAUUUCUGAUAGAGAUAUUGGCGUCGCGCUCCCAGCCAAUAUCGACGAAGAACUGGACACUGACGAAGCCAUCCUCGCAACCAUUGCUGAGUCGAACCGAUGUCCUCUUCGGAUCACCGCACUCACGCCAGCUAUUCAUAUCUUCCGGCUGCAGCAGAUCGAUUCCAAGAUUUCACAUACGGUAUGUCGCGUGGACAAGAACGUUUCCGCGAUAAAACCGCACAAAGUGGCUCGUCUUCGACAAGCUUUGGAAGAGUGGAAGGCUGGAAUUCCUGAGACUGUCCCUGAGAACAAGCCACAUCCUUACCUCACAACAGAUUACCAUAUGAUUCAAUACCACAAAACCAUCAUACUCUUGACCCUUCCCUUCUUACCCACUCUCACCCCAGAGCCGACCUUCCACGAGAUCGUCCACUCCGCUGGGCAGGUGUGCUCCUUGUCGAAACGCCUUCAUGACCAGCAGACGUACAUCUCCUUCACUUUGCUCUCGCUACAUGCCAACUUUGUCGCCGGCUUGGUCAUGGUCUACUGUUUCUGCCUAGAUUCGCCAAUAUUCAGUCCCAAGUUCAGCAGUAGCGUGAGAGCGUGUAGCACGAUGUUGUACAUCAUCUCCGAGCGCUAG
Messenger RNA from Fusarium odoratissimum NRRL 54006, 762 nucleotides. RefSeq lists its product as uncharacterized. The transcript has a single exon. Bases 1 to 762 code for a protein of 253 amino acids. Gene Ontology annotation, molecular function: sequence-specific DNA binding; zinc ion binding; DNA-binding transcription factor activity, RNA polymerase II-specific. The record is from RefSeq and is a predicted model, not a curated record. NCBI's taxonomy places the organism in Eukaryota, Fungi, Ascomycota, Sordariomycetes, Hypocreales, Nectriaceae. Gene Ontology annotation, biological process: DNA-templated transcription; positive regulation of transcription by RNA polymerase II.